Oryzias melastigma (Indian medaka) is the source of this 2040-nucleotide messenger RNA. Its product is annotated as zinc finger protein Pegasus. The coding region runs from base 126 to 1358 and encodes 410 amino acids. Gene Ontology annotation, molecular function: RNA polymerase II cis-regulatory region sequence-specific DNA binding; DNA-binding transcription factor activity. NCBI's taxonomy places the organism in Eukaryota, Metazoa, Chordata, Actinopteri, Beloniformes, Adrianichthyidae. The record is from RefSeq and is a predicted model, not a curated record. The transcript has 4 exons. Gene Ontology annotation, biological process: regulation of transcription by RNA polymerase II.
AGACGGAAGCCGAGGCAGGUUAGGAUUUUUACACGGAUUUUUAGCAAGACAGACACCUAAUACUCAGGGCAUUAAAUUUACUAUUUUGCCGAACUAAAGUAGACAUUUAAAGGUGCAACAGAGAAAUGGAGGAAAUAAAGACGGAACCUGUGGAUUUUGUGAAGGAAUUUCAAGAAUACCUGACCCAGCAAACUCAUCAUGUCAACAUGAUUUCAGGCUCUGUUUGUGGAGGGAAAGAGACGACGGAGCAGUUUCGAGAUGUUCCUCCCAGAUGUGUGCAGACUGGGCUGGAGCCUCCGUCUGUGGAGGUCAGCCUGUCGGUGGUGGACGGAUCAGAUGUGCAGAUGGAGGGACUGGAAAGGACUUGUGAUGGAAAAUACAAGUGCAGAUACUGCAGCUAUGCUAACAAAGGCAUGGGUCGUGUAAUUGAGCAUAUCCGCAUCCACACAGGAGAAAAGCCUCACAGAUGCCAGCUGUGCCCAUUUGCGUCUGCGUAUGAGCGCCACUUGGAAGCCCACAUGCGCUCACACACAGGGGAGAAACCGUACAAGUGUGACCUCUGUGCUUUCCGAUGUAGCGAUCGCAGUAACCUCUCACACCACCGUCGUCGUCGCCACAAGCUCCUGCCCACAAGAGCCGCCCGCUCUCCUUUUUCCAACAAACGAAUGCUGAGCACUCUGCAGAAAAGGACAGGCUCGCUGGGCUUUGGCCGACGGCUCCUCCUCAACUUCAACUCUCCCUCAAUGUUGAUGUCAAAACCCGAUUAUCUGAACGACUUAUCCCACAAGAUUCACCAUUUGAACAGUUCUGAGAUCAAGAAUCUUCCAAAGGUGGAUGAGAUUAGGGGUGUUAAUUGUUCGACUUUUAAGACCCCCCUUGACCAGUUGUCUACACUCGCCAGCCACCUUCACGCAGAGUCUCAUACAGCCAUGUCUCCUGAUAGGGAGUCUUUAAAAGACGAGAAACCAAUCCUUAUUCACAAUGUUUCUAGUGAACAAGUUGCGGUGUGUUUAAAUGGGGCACACAUGUCGUCACCUCUAGAAACAUGUCCCGCAUCAGCUCAGGAGAGUUGCAGUCCUGUUCCCCAUCUUGGCUUGAAAGACAACAUGGAUCCCACUGCUGAAGGGAUAUGUAGCAGUCAACCUAGCAUACCUACUCCUACCUCGACUCCAACAGACCAGCCUCUUACAUAUAAAUGCCAACACUGUGAAAUUUGCUUUUCUGAUAAUAUACUCUACACUAUUCAUAUGGGUUGCCAUGGAUACGACCAUCCAUUUCAGUGCAACAUCUGUGGUCAUAUGUGCAUGGACAAAUAUGACUUUGCAUGCCAUUUUGCUCGUGGUCAGCAUAAGAAAUGAUACUCUGCAGGCUAUUUUCCGCCUGUUUUGACAGAUUUAGCUUGACUAAGGGAAACAUAAGUAUGGAGCCCUAGACAUGACAUAAAGCUUGAUUCUUAAGUGAUUGAGAUCGGUUCAGAACCUUUUCAUGGGAUACAAUAAAACAUUUUUUGUAAUGUUUCCCCUCACUACUGAAAUGUUAUAUUAUCAAUAAUAUAAUUAUAUAGGAAAAGAGAAGUUCAUUUAAAAGCACCUGUGUGAAAUACACAGCUUUAAACCCCGAUGGAUCCUGUAAAACAGUUUAAUCUGCCCCUAAAGUUGAAAUGAAAAGGUAUUCCUCCGUGUUUUAUAAAGUGUUGUGCAGCUCUCGUGUUGUUUUUCACCAACCUUUUUUGUUGAGUUCAGACCAACUUGUAAGUCUCUCUUUAACAAGCCACCUGUGCAGUUUUACAUCUUCAGUGUAGUACCUAAAACUGAUCCAAAGUCUACAAACUCUAAUAAAACCUCAAUAGUACGAAUUAAUUUCUUACACAACCUCUUAAGUUUAUUUUGUUUGCACAAUGUGUCAUGUUUUUGUGUACGCCUUGUUCUAAACCUUGUAUGAUCAUUGCAUAUCUGCAUUAUUUCUGUUGAACUUAUACACAUGUUGCUAUAUAGAUUUUUAAAGUUUCACUGCCAGUAUUAAACAAUGACAUGACACGUC